Molecule: messenger RNA, 1997 nt
Organism: Onychostruthus taczanowskii (white-rumped snowfinch)
Lineage: Eukaryota; Metazoa; Chordata; Aves; Passeriformes; Passeridae
Gene: TGOLN2
Product: trans-golgi network protein 2
Exons: 3
Coding region: 115-1875 (586 amino acids)
Cellular component (GO): trans-Golgi network; trans-Golgi network transport vesicle; endosome
Source: RefSeq, a predicted model, not a curated record
CGGCGCUGAGGGCCCGCCCGCCAUGGAGGCCCCGCGGGCGCUGCCGCUGCUCCCGCUGCUGCUGCUCCUCCUCCAGGGGCUCUGCGCCGCCGGUACGCCGGGCCGGGCGCUGCGAUGGGGGCGGGAGAGGGCAGCGAAGCCCUUGGGGCGGGGGUGGGUCAGGCACCGCGCUCGGUUUGGGGGCGUCCUCUGCCCUUGGGGCUCCGCCGCGUUCGGUUCCCUCUCCGGCCUCGGCAGCCCCGCUCCCCCGAGCUUCCCGUUCCCCUCGGCUCCCCCGCUCCUGUGGCGUGUCCCCUCGUGCCGCGCCCCUCGGGGGUCUCCCCUCGGCCCCCGCUGACCGGGCUCCCCGUGUUUGCCGCUGCAGAAACCUCGCAAGCGGAGAGCGGCGGAUCUUCCGCGCUGUCUGGGGCAGCCGGAGCGGCUGGCAGCCACGAGCACACGAGCACACCCACAGCGAGCGGGAACGAGCAGAAGAAUGACGAGAAGUCCAGCAGUGGUGACCCCCAAACAGGCACGAGCGGCACAGACAAACAGCAGGACAACAAUCCCACUGGAAAGGGCACCGACGACGAGGAGAAGAAGAAAAAACAGUCCCAGAAAGGCACAGAGGCUGCUCAGGGUGACCAAGGUGCACACGGCAAUGGUGCAAGCAGCAGUGCAGCAGGGCAGCAAGGAGCUGUGAGCCAGAACAGCAACAGUGGUGACACAGGGAAAACAGGCAGCAGUGGGCAGGGGAGCACAGCGGGCAGCUCUGCUGGCCAGGGCAGCACCAACAGUGCCACUGAUGGCCAGGGCAAUGCCAACAGUGCCACUGAUGGCCAGGGCAAUGCCAACAGUGCCACUGAUGGCCAGGGCAAUGCCAACAGUGCCACUGGCGGCCAGGGCAAUGCCAACAGUGCCACUGAUGGCCAGGGCAAUGCCAACAGUGCCACUGAUGGCCAGAGCAACACGGGGAGCAGCACUGGAGGCACGAGCAGCACAGGCAGUGGCACUGGUGUCCAGAGCAGCACAGGCAGUGGCACUGAUAGCCAGGGCAAUACAGGGAGCAGCAUCAAUGGCCAAAGUGGCAGCCAGAACAACAUCAACAGUGGGCAGAAGAGUGUCAGCCAGGCAGGGGGCACCGAGAACGGGGGCAGCAAAGAGGACAAGAGCAACAAUGACAAGGAUAGCAAUGGCAAAGAUGACAAUAAGAACACAAAUGGCAGCACCAAAAAGGACAACACCAACCAGAACAUCAACAAGCAGAACAGCAACACCCAGGGCAGCAACACCCAGGACGACAGCAAGAAGGAGCAGGGCAGCACUCAGGGCAGUGAUGGCAAGGACAAGAACACAAGUGGCAGCACCAAGCAGAACAUCAACACCCAGGACAGCACCAACCAGGACCAGAGCAACACCCAGGGUGGCACCAGCCAGGGCAGCAGUGACAGGAACCAAGCUGGCCAAGGAGGGCAGCAGGCCCAGGCUGAGAGCCAGGGCAGCGCUGCUGAUGAGCAGCCUCACGGCCAGGAGGGCGCACAGAAGUCCCAGGAGGAGCAGAGCCCUGUGUCACAGCCAGCUCCCUCCCCUGGGGAGGGCGACAGCUCCUUGGAAAACGAAGAGAGCGCCGUGGAGGACGUGGCCAAAGCCGAGGAGGGCAGUGACACCUCCUUGGAUCUGCACAGGGACAAGAGUGUCCCCUCCCUGCCCAGGGCCCGCUCGGAGAGCAGCCACUUCUUUGCCUACCUGGUGAGCACAGCUGUGAUUGUGGCUGCCCUGUACGUGGCCUACCACAACAAACGCAAGAUCAUUGCUUUUGCUCUGGAAGGAAAAAGAUCAAAAACUGGUCGACGGCCCAAAUCUGGUGAUUAUCAGAGACUGGAUCAGAAGAUCUAGAUUCCUCCUCAGAUGAUGGCGGGGAUGCAGUGCUGCCACAGCUGGAUUCCAGUCCACGGGAAGGAGGGCAAAUGCUUUUUGUUUUGCACCUGCACCUUGAUAAAACCUCUCACUUCCCUAAA